GGUGGGAGAGGGAAAGCGGCUGAUGACCGCUACUGCUAACCUAGAUCAUCAGUCUCUCUAGUGAAUGAUGGUGGCCACACUCUCGUCUCAAAACCAGCUUUUAAACACGCUGGUAGAAAAGAGUGAUUUACUUUCUUGGAUCAAAGGCAAGUUCAUUGGACACCAUUUGAGGGAAAUUUCGAUGAGGCAAGUAGAGAGACAUGAUAAGAUAGACGACUGCUGGAUUAUACUUUAUGAUAAAAUUUAUGAUAUAACAUUCUUCAUAAAUAAGCAUCCAGGAGGUGCUGAAGUGAUGUUGGAGUAUGCAGGCCGUGAUGCUACGUUUGCUUUUGAGAGUAUUGGACAUGAUCUUGACGUUUUAAAAAAAAUUCAGCAGAAUCUCAUCGGCCAGUUACCGAAGGAUGAACGUAUCUUUUUAAGCAAAGAUGAAUUAAGACCUCGGAUAGUAUAACUGAUUUUGAAGAGAGACUGGCUGUGAAAAUUAAGAUCUAAAGGAGGGAUGGAAAAACACAUUACUACUCAGACUCGUUCAGAGUGACAUUUUUUCAAGCUAUAAGUUGACUGCCUUCUUUAAUUAAGUAACGCUAUCGAGUGCUGAUAGAAUUGAAAGUUAACAUUGAUGGAGAGAAGUGUUUUCUUGUUGUACUGCCAUUAUUGUAAUUGGCUUCUGUCUUUAGCACUUUAGCAGACCUAAUCAAGAGACAUCCGAGUUUGAAAUCGUCGAGGAAUUCUUGUCAAAAUUUAGAAAAUUACGUCUGGAAAGUUUCAAAAACCACUUAACAACCCCCCAAAAAAUGGAAAAAUGGCAAAGGUUUUUGAAACACAGGGUUACAUUAUUUUAUUUAACAUUGGGUCUCCAUGUUUAAGAAUGGAAUUUUUCAGCAGAAUAAAACAUGUCCAGUCCCACUGUUAAAGGCUUGUUCCUCAAAAGUUAGCUGUAUUACAAGCGAUGCUCUUCAACUGUGACAUUUAUCAGGCUGUUGAAAAUGUGUCACUUCACCUAAGAGGAGGCAUUUUACAUCUGGCAUGCAUCAAUGCUUUAGAGAAUUGAUUGAAUUUUUCCUAUAAAAAAACUAGUUUCGAGGAAAAAACUUUAAGUUGGUAAAAAAUCCUAAUGUGAUGGAUUUCUUUGGCGAAUGUUCCGAAUUCAGGGUUACAAAAUACCCCUAGCCCUUAUAUCACCUGUGAACUUGCUGUAAAUUUACAGACUUCAAUAACUAUCCUAAUUUUUUUCGAUCUAGUCACCGAUAUUUUCCAUUGAAUGUUCGUGUCUUAAGUAUCGUACGCGUCUGUACGUAUCCUUCACUAAAGAGAGGAAAUCUGAGAAAGAAAAAGUUUGGAUAGGAAGAGGAAAAUCUCAUUGUAAAAAAAUGUAUUCUUCCUGAUCAUUAAUGCACAAAAUUUUUUUUCAAUAGUUGAAUUUAGCAAAUGAAGAGUAGUUUUAUGGCAAAAGGUUCUAGAUUUAUUACAAAGCUCUUUACUGCCAUUAAAAAAAUGAGAAUCAAAAUUCAGUGUACAAUUAAAAGUAAAGAAAAAAAAUGACGCUAAAAAUACACCAUUUUUAUAUAAA
Messenger RNA from Bemisia tabaci, 1570 nucleotides. Lineage: Eukaryota; Metazoa; Arthropoda; Insecta; Hemiptera; Aleyrodidae. The record is from RefSeq and is a predicted model, not a curated record.